AUGGUGGAAACCACAAACCACCAAGCAUCAGAACUGCCAAAGAAGGACCUUCUCCAAUCGGAAGCCCUGCCCCAGAGCUUUCAGAUGGCACAGAAAGGUGGAGACACUGGGAAAGGUUGGGGUGAAGUUAUGGGUCAGAUGGCAGAGACCUUGCAACCCCAAGAGAAAGUUCUGCGCAGCGUGGGAUCUCCUUCACUAAGAGUCUCAAAGAGGAAGCGGCGGGGGCUUGGUCCGGCCCCAGCAACCUCACAGUUUCACUACCCUAAACGGAGAAAGAAUAGCAAGCUCCACUCCUGCUCCCUCCUUCCAGGAGGGGGAAGAAAGCGGGAAGAGAGCUGGCCGGUCUUUGAGCCCCAGUACUCAGCUCAGACGGUGAAAAGUAACGGAUCGUCGGGCAGGAGGAACAAAGACGUGGUCCCGCUUCGGGCGCUUGGAAGAGGAGCCGCCCGCCCGCGAUGGGGGCUGGAGCCCAGAGUGGAACGCGGGACCCCGCGCAGCGCGAGGAGGAAUCGUGAACCGCAGGGGACAAUGCGCCCGGUUUGGCACCGGCGCUGCACAGGGUCUCCAGAGUCAGCCCCUGACAUAGGGACCUUAGGAGACCCCCUCGUCCCGCAUGCAGCCCCGGCACCCCCGCCCCAAGACGCCAUCUCGGCGCAGCUCCGCCUCGGCCCCCGUGGCCAUCGCCUCCUUCCACCUCCCACCCACGAGGAGGACGCAGAGCCUCGCGGCCGCCGGCAGAAACUUACCUUUAGCCUCCGUCCAGCUCGCCGUCGCGGGAGGACCGCGCGGGCCGGCUGCACUCGGGGUCCCCAGGGCCUGGGCGCCGCUGUUUGCUGCGAAAAGAGUGAAAAAGCAGUGCUGGAAGAAACGGCAUUUGAAGAAAUCGAAAGGGAUUUUCAGGAGGUUCUCAAUGAACUUUUAGGCGACAAAAGUCUGGAGAAAUUUAGGCUUGAAUAUGAGAAGCUUCAUGCUAUCAUGAAAAAGUCUUAUGAAAAUGAAAAGCGUCUGAUGGCCAAGUGCAGAGAACUGAACGCGGAGAUUGUGGUGAAUUCCGCGAAGGUCGCCACUGCCCUGAAGCUCUCUCAGGAUGACCAGACCACCAUUGCAUCCUUGAAAAAGGAAAUUGAAAAGGCCUGGAAGAUGGUGGACGCAGCCUACGAUAAAGAGCAGAAGGCGAAGGAGACGAUUCUUGCCCUGAAAGAGGAGAUCGUGAACUUAACCAAACUAGUCGAGCAAGGGUCUGGACUGACAAUGGACCAGGAUAGCAAUAUCCGAGAUUUACUGAAGUUCAAAGAAGAAGUGACAAAGGAACGAGACCAACUCUUGUCAGAAGUGGUGAAAUUACGGGAGUCCUUAGCUCAGACCACUGACCAGCAGCAGAAUGCGGAGCGAAGCCGAGAAGAGGCAGAGCACGCCAUCAUUCAGUUCCAGCAAGAAAUCCAGCAACGUCAGAAUGAAGCUUUGAGGGAGACUCGGAAGAAGGAAAAACUGGAGAAAGAGCUCAAGCAGAUUCAGACGGACAUGGACACCAGGCAGACGGAGAUCAAGGCCCUGCAGCAGUAUGUGCAGAAGAGCAAGGAGGAGCUGCAGAGGCUGGAGCAGCAGCUGAAGGAGCAGAAGAUAUUGAACGAGAGAGCUGCAAAGGAACUGGAGCAGUUUCAGAUGAGAAAUGCUAAACUUCAGCAAGAGAACGAACAACACGCUUUGGUUUGCGAGCAGCUAUCCCAGGAAAACCAGCAGAAGGCAUUGGAGCUCAAAGCCAAAGAGGAAGAAGUUCAUCAGAUGCGCACUGACAUCGGGAAGCUCAACAAAAUCAGGGAGCAAAUCCAUAAGAAAUUACACCAGAUUGAAGACCAAAAGGCGGAAGUAGAACAGCACAAGGAAACUCUAAAAAGUCAGAUCUUGGGAUUAGAGAGAGAGGUGGAGGCUUCAAAGAAACUAGCAGAACUUGAUAAGAAAGCAAUGGAUGAGCUUCUGCGAGAAAGGGACAUGUUAAAUAAGAAUAUGCUCAAGGCAAUCCACGCGACCCAGAAACAGGUAGACCUGGUGAAGCUCCAUGAACAAGCCAAGAGGAACUUGGAGGAGGAAAUCCAGAACUACAAAGACGAGGCUCAGAAGCAGAGAAAGAUCAUCUUUCAACUGGAAAAGGACAGAGAUCGAUACAUCAAUGAAGCCAGUGACCUCACUCAAAAGGUCCUCAUGAACAUGGAAGACAUAAAAGUCCGCGAAAUGCAGAUUUUUGACUACAAAAAGAAAAUCGCUGAAUCAGAGACUAAAUUAAAACAGCAACAGAACCUGUACGAAGCUGUGAGGUCAGACAGGAAUCUGUACAGCAAAAACCUGGUGGAAGCUCAGGAUGAAAUAACAGAAAUGAAGAAAAAAUUAAAGAUUAUGACUCAUCAGGUAGAUCAGCUGAAGGAAGAAAUCUCUGCCAAAGAGGCAGCGCUCGUGAAGCUACAUCUGGAACAGCAGCGCAUAGAGAAGGAGAAGGAAACAUUGAAGGCCGAGCUGCAGAAGCUGAGACAACAAGCCCUGGAGACCAAACACUUCAUUGAAAAACAGGAAGCCGAAGAGAGAAAACUCUUGCGCAUUAUUGCCGAGGCUGAUGGGGAGAGGCUGAGACAGAAGAAGGAAUUAGACCAGGUCAUCGGCGAGAGAGAUAUCCUCGGGUCGCAGCUCGUUCGUCGCAACGAUGAGUUGGCUUUGCUUUAUGAGAAGAUCAAGAUCCAACAGUCUGUGCUGAAUAAAGGCGAGAUCCAGUACAACCAGAGGCUGGAGGACAUGAGGAUCCUCAAGCUUGAGAUCAAGAAGCUUCGUCGGGAAAAGGGGAUUCUUGCCAGGAGUGUGGCUAAUGUCGAGGAACUCAGGCAGGAGCUUUUCCACAUGCAGAGAGAGUUCAUAAAGGAGCGGACCCGCUGCCGAGCGCUGGAGGAGGAGCUGGAGAACCCCAUGAACGUGCACAGGUGGAGGAAGCUCGAGGCCAGUGACCCCACUACCUAUGAGCUGAUAGAGAAAAUUCACACCCUGCAGAAGCGUCUCAUCAGCAAGACAGAAGAGGUGGUGGAGAAAGAGCUGCUCCUCCAGGAAAAGGAGAAACUGUAUGUGGAACUAAAGCACAUCCUGGCCCGGCAGCCUGGGCCCGAGGCUGCAGAGCAGCUGCAGAUCUACCGCCAGACUCUGCAACAGAAGACCAAGCAGCUUAAAGUUUUGUCUUCAGAAUUGAAUAUGUAUGAAUCACAGAGCGAAGAGUAUAAGUAUGAGCUGGGAAAACUUAGCAAUGAACUAAUGAAUUUAAAGAAGAAAUACCUCGCUCAGAAACGUAAAGAGCACCUUCAGAAACACAAGGACAAAACAUCCAUGGAUGUCGCCAUCCCACUGGGCAAACCAACUGGCCCUCGUUUUACUGGGGGUGGAUUUCCCCUCAGCAAGUCACCCCAAGUGCAAUCCUAA
Messenger RNA from Myotis myotis, 3450 nucleotides. RefSeq names its product cilia and flagella associated protein 58 (gene CFAP58). The record is from RefSeq and is a predicted model, not a curated record. Bases 1 to 3450 code for a protein of 1149 amino acids. Gene Ontology annotation, cellular component: cytoskeleton. Lineage: Eukaryota; Metazoa; Chordata; Mammalia; Chiroptera; Vespertilionidae. The transcript is spliced from 19 exons.